Molecule: messenger RNA, 2865 nt
Organism: Caenorhabditis auriculariae
Lineage: Eukaryota; Metazoa; Nematoda; Chromadorea; Rhabditida; Rhabditidae
Source: the annotation of a GenBank genome assembly
AUGAACAUCGACGGGUGUGCCACGGCUCAAGGCAUGCAGCUGGUCACCUCGACGCUCUACCGUACCGUCAGCCACUCACAGCAAAUCUCCGCAAUAGCUACAGUAAUCCUGACAGUACCUACAGUAUACCUUUUGUUACGAAAAUCGCCAUUCCAAAACUCGACACGGAUACUUCUUUUACUCGCUAUAUUCUUCGCCAAUUGCCUGGCGUUCGUUACGUUUGUCAUCGAGGUACGGUAGGAUUACGGUAGUUUUCUGGAAAUAUCAGAUGUCUUUUAUACAGAAAUGAAAAAAAGUUCGAAAACCCCCGAGUUCAGUCGAGAAAAGUGACAAAAAAAGCCUUCAACUUCAAAAAAUCAUAACUUGGCUCAAUCGUAACAUUUUUGAAAAUUUAAAAAUGAUUCUGAAAGCGGAAAGACUGCCCUAACGCACAGAUAUAAACUUUGAAAUCAUGAAAAUCAACUUUUCAGACCGAGGCAGUCUACCACAGCUACGCCUUUUCCGACAGCCCAUGCGAUAUCAUGUUCACCUCGACUCAAUGCAUUCCUCACACGUAUUUAUUAGUUUUCAGUUGUGCCGGGUUAAUUCUAACCACCUAUGCUUUAAGUGUGGACAGGUAGAUUUUUUCAGAGCCUUUUUUGAAGGAUAAAAAAAAUUACAGAGUAAUUUCCACACUAUUCCCUUUAUUUUAUCAAGCCUAUGGCGUUUCCUUUUGCGCUGUUCUGCUAUUGGGAACGGUAAGAUUUUUCAAGACUUGGAAAUUUCGGCCAGAAUUCUUAAAAAUCAAGUUAGAGACUACUUGAAUAUCCGAAAAACGGUCAGGCGAGUUUUCUGAAGCUUUUUGAUGCAAUUGAGCGAAACUCGUUUUGAGUCGGGCGCACUGAUCGUGAACUGCUCCCCGUCGCUUAGCCCUUCCCCAUGCGGCCAAAAAGUUUAACGUUCAGCGAAGACAUGCUUAAAAUAACAUUUUAAACCUUUACUGAAACUUACACGCAUUUUGAAUGGCUCGAUGCGUUGCGCUCGCGCUGCGGCUCAGCGCAAUAGUUCAAUUUUUGCUCCCGACUGUUUAGCCAUUCCCCAUGCGGCCACGAAGUUUAACGUUCAGCGAAGACAGGCUUAAAAUAACAUUUUAAACCUAUACUGUUAAAAUUGGACGCAUUUGGAAUGGCUUAAUGCGUCGCGGUCGCGUUGCGGCUCAGCAAUCAUUCAAUUUCCGCUCGUCGUCAUUUAGCCAUUCCCUAUGCGACCACAAAGUUUUUAUUUUGAAGCAAAUGAGCAUGAAGAAACAUUUAUAACCAUUACUGUUAAAAUUGGACAAAUUUGGACUGGCCUAACGCGUCGCGGUCGCGAUGCGGCUCAGCAAUAAUUCAAUGUUUCGAUUUUCGACGCUGAAAAGUGUUCUGAACAUCUCUUCCAAGAAAAUUUGUUUUCAAAUUCCGAAAACUUCAUAUCCAUUUUCAGGUAUCCUACUCAGCAAUCUGUACCAAUUCUCUGGUGAAUCCCAACGCCGAAACGGAAACUUUCAUUCGCUGUGCCGACGUCCCGAGUUACAUGUCCAAAGGGCUUUUUUCUGUCAUCAGCCUGAACGCCUUCGUACUUAUCAUCUGUGUAUUCAUCACUAUUUUCAUCAUGUUUCUCAACAAGAGGCUUGAGAAGAGGUGGGAAUUUUUUUAAAUGAAAACAAAGCAAAAAUCUGAUAACAUAACUUAUCCACGUCUUGGAGCGUUUUUUUCGUGUAAAUCCUUUUUUUUCGGGUUCUUGAUAGCUUCAGCCUUUCAAAAAGGUCUUUUUUCCCCUGAAAACUUACGAAAGGAUUUUUAAACUUAUUCAAACGCUUGAUAGUUUGAAAAACUGAAAAAAUCCGCACUUUAAAGAUUUUGAAUCUCUUUUUGAUCUUCUAGUUGAAAUUUCACUUAUCAAAACCCUGAUAAGGUAAAUGGAUCACUUCGAAAAAAAUUUGAAACCUUAAAAAAAUUGAAAACAACUCUUUAAAAGAUAGACAGAACACUUUAGAGCCUAUGAAAUUACUCAAAAGCCUAUAAUUUUUCUAUAAACUGUUAUAUAAAAACUUUUUUUAUGUCUGGUAAUGUUUUUUUCAAAGCUUCUAGUAGCUCCCUAAAAAGUCCCCUACAAGCCCCCAGAAGCCUGAAAAUCGUCUUUUUCGAGUUUUUCAGGGAACUUUUUGAGCGUUUCAGAAGCUAGUGUAACCCCAAGAGGCCCAGAAAACCAUCAAAAAAAUUCUGACAUAUUUUGAAACUUUUUAAAGUUGAAAAAAAGGCCUGUAGAGACUCUUAUAACCCUUGAAAACGGAAAAUCAGACCCUAAAAACCUGAAAAGUCAAAAUUUAUACUCAAAAUACUUUUAAAAAGCCUGUAGAGACGUCUAGAGCCCUUGAAAAAACUGUCAUUCAGCCUCUAAACUCUGAAAAACUGUCCAAAACCAAUCUUCAGAAUCCGUUUCGACGUCACGAUCCGGUACCGUCAACGAGAAGCCCUACUAACUUCCCAGGUCGUCUGUUGGAUAACCCUAGUCCUUUUCUUCGGAAUCUUCAUCUACAUUUGUGGGGGCCUGAUAUUCCGGAUUUUCGGCAAGAAUUACUGUCCAGUCACUGUAUCUCUAAUCUACAGGGUUCUUUAUGUAAGAUUUUCCUAUGAAAUUUCUGAAUUUUUUUUGAAUUUUCAGACCCUACCGUACGCGGCCACGGCAACACCAGCCUUGAUCUUAUUCGGUCUGAGUUAUGUCAAAUGGAGAAGGAAAAAUAUCAUAAAAGAUCUGACGACGGCCCAAGAAACGACUGGAAGUCGGAUGAAUGAACUGACCCUUCAGUGGGAAGCGUCGUUUAAGAAAAAAGCUUGUCAAUCUUGA